GUCCCGUGGCCUGAGCGGGGCGGGCCCGGCGCUGCUGGCGGCUGCAGGCGGGGCCGGCGGGAGGGCUCGGCUUUGGACGUGGUGUCCUCGCUCGGCAGCAGCGCUUUAACCUCGGUCAGUGUAACAGAAAGUUUGAAGUCAUGUCCACAAAACCGAAACUUUAUUACUUUGCUGGAAGAGGCAAGAUGGAGUCGAUUCGUUGGUUGUUGGCUGCAGCUGGGGUUGAGUUUGAAGAAGAGUUUUUGGAAACCCGAGACCAGUAUGAGAAGCUCCUGCAAGGUGGAUCCCUGCUGUUUCAGCAGGUGCCCAUGGUGGAGAUCGAUGGGAUGAGGAUGGUGCAGACCAGAGCCAUCCUGAACUACAUUGCAGCAAAGUACAACCUCUAUGGGAAGGACUUGAAGGAAAGAGCCCUGAUUGAUAUGUAUGUUGGAGGAACUGAUGACCUUAUGGGCUUCAUUUUGAUGUUCCCUUUCUUAUCAGCGGAGGAUAAAGAGAAACAACGUGCUUUUAUAGUUGAAAAGGCAACAAGCAGGUAUUUCCCAGUGUAUGAAAAGGUUUUGAAAGGCCAUGGGCAGGACUUCCUUGUUGGCAACAAUUUUAGCUGGGCAGAUGUUCAUCUUCUUGAAGCCAUUUUAAUGGUAGAAGAGAAGAAGUCAGAUGUGCUGUCAGGCUUUCCGCAGUUACAGGCAUUUAAAGCAAGGAUAAGCAGCAUCCCCACAAUCAAGAAAUUCCUUGAGCCAGGAAGCCAGAGGAAGCCUGUUCCUGAUGAUAAAUAUGUAGAGACUGUCAGGAGAGUUCUGCGCAUGUAUUAUGAUGUAAAAGCAAAUUAGUUUGUUUGGCCACAGGCUGUAAGAGAGCUGCCAGAUUGAACAGGUCCAAUUACACCGCGAAGGAAGGAGAAGGGGUGUUGGAGAGGUGUUUCCAGGGGCAGGAGGCUGUGCCCUCAUAAAACAUACACUAGGCAGGUAUCUUUUAUAACACUUCAGUACUAGCCUAGUUUCUAUUUCAUUCAUCUUGAGAUUUUUUCUGCUAAUUUUAAGCAAGUGAAAUGGCAUCAAGCACACUGUCUUCCUAGAGACUUUGUGGAACAGCAGAAAAGAGAAAUGGGAGUUGCUGACUGAUAGCUUCAGUACGUCGUGCUAUUUCUGAGGACUUUUUUCUAGAUCAGAUUUUUAUAUGAUGAUUGCUUCCAGUGUAGGCCUUUAUUCUUUACUAUCACUGUUGGCAAAUGAAACAAGUAGUUUUUAAAGAAAGCAGGAGUGAGGUCUUUCUCUUGCCAGUUCUACUGGACAUCAGUGACUUGCCUAAAUGUCAACACUGUGCCUUUAUAACUAAGAUGCACUUUUAUUACUUAAUUAGGAAAUAAACUGACUGUCAAAUGAUGUUUUUGUUUAAUUUCUCUAUCUAAAGGGCCUGUACUAAUCAAAUAAAAUUUUAAUGUAGUCA
Molecule: messenger RNA, 1446 nt
Organism: Prinia subflava (tawny-flanked prinia)
Lineage: Eukaryota; Metazoa; Chordata; Aves; Passeriformes; Cisticolidae
Product: glutathione S-transferase 3
Exons: 7
Coding region: 141-830 (229 amino acids)
Biological process (GO): glutathione metabolic process
Molecular function (GO): glutathione transferase activity
Source: RefSeq, a predicted model, not a curated record